Glossina fuscipes is the source of this 2873-nucleotide messenger RNA. It is a transcript of the gene Grip84, whose product is annotated as gamma-tubulin complex component 2 homolog. The transcript is spliced from 12 exons. Lineage: Eukaryota; Metazoa; Arthropoda; Insecta; Diptera; Glossinidae. Bases 112 to 2766 code for a protein of 884 amino acids. Gene Ontology annotation, molecular function: gamma-tubulin binding; microtubule minus-end binding. Gene Ontology annotation, cellular component: equatorial microtubule organizing center; spindle pole; centrosome. The record is from RefSeq and is a predicted model, not a curated record. Gene Ontology annotation, biological process: cytoplasmic microtubule organization; spindle assembly; microtubule nucleation.
CGAUAAUUUGUUCUUUUUGUUUUGUUAUUGGAAAAACAAAUUAGGUAUAGAGUAAAAAAAAUUUACAGUUAAAUUAUAGAAACAAAUAAACAAGAAUAACUGCUGUUGAAAAUGAGUGAUCCAGCAACGAAAGAUCCAAUAAGGGUCACGCUGAAGAAACUCAUUCAACAUUCAAAAGCUAAUUUCACAGCAGAUGAUGUUCUUAAGGAAUUUCGUACAGUUAAAGAGAAGCGUAACAAUCGAAAGCUUUUAAAGAUUCUGGAGAUAUUAGCAAAAAAUCAGCCCAAAGCAUUGGAAAAUUUGCAAGAAACUGCUAAACUUUUAGAAAAAAAGGAUCCAUUUUAUUGUUUAAUAAAUUUUCUUAAUUGCUAUUCUGAUGUCAACAUAAUGCAGUCGAUGCGUAAAAAGGAACUAGUAUCCUCCACACCAUUGCUCAGCAAAAAUAUGUUGGAUGCUUCGGAAUCAGUUUUAGAGAUAAAAGAACGUGUUGUUCAAGCUGCCAGUGGUGGUUUAAGUCGCGUAUCUCAGAAUAACAAUGCGAUAGUUAGUCUGGGUUUAUUGGCUGCAGCUCCUUUGUCAUUAACUUCAUCCAAUAGUAUUACAGCUGCUGCUCCGGCCACUAAUACGUCCGCUACAACUUCCUUGGGGAAUGCAGGAUUAUAUCCAGCUGUCAGAACGGAUCAUAACCCGGACAGUUUAUGGGAAUUUCAUAAUAUGGAUAAUUUUCAAUUUCAACAAAGCAAUAUUGCCGCUAUACCCAUUAACAGUCAAGAAAAUUUACUGUUAUACGAUUUAAUUUAUUGUUUAACGGGUAUGCGUGGUUCCUAUAUAACCCCUACUGCGAAUCUCUUCGAGGGUGAAAGUGUCGGUAGGGCAAUAUCAUUAAAAUUUAAGGUAUCCGAACAAAUUCACAGCUCUUUGCGCGAUAUUGCUCAAGAAAUAUUACCGCUUGCUUCCCAUUACACUUGCAUACAAAAAUUUAUACAAAAGACAACAUUCACACAAUGCAGCCAAGUGUUACAAGCAUUAAGCGAAGCCUUGAAUAAUCUAAUACAUGAUUAUUAUCUACUGUUGGCUCAAUUAGAGGCGGAGUUGAAUGCUGGAAAUUUAACUUUACACAAAAUGUUGUUCUAUAUUCGUCCUACUUUGAAUACGAUGGAAGUACUGGCCGGAGCUGUGUCACUUAUUGUAACGAAUGAUUUGCAUGGAGGACAUGCAUUAACUUUACUAUUCAAUCAGAUAAGUGCCUUGACCGGCGAUGAGGAAUCUCAGCGAUUUAUGAUUCAAUUGACGCAACGUGCUGCUGUUCCAUAUAUGAAUAUCUUGCAAUUGUGGAUUCAAAAGGGAGCUAUUAACGAUCCGCAGCAGGAAUUUCUAGUGGAAGAUAACGAAGUCAUUCGCCGAGAGGAAUUGCCAGAACAUUAUUCGUCGGAUUACUGGGAGAAACGUUAUACAGUACGUCGUGAGCGAAUACCAUGUUUUUUGGACAAAGUGUCCGAUAUUAUCUUACGUACGGGCAAAUACUUAAAUGUAAUACGUCAGUGUGGCAAGAAAGUAACUCUUCCGCAGACUAUGGACUUACAAUUUUCACCAACCAAUCAAAAUCAUAUUGCCGUUAUACAGAACGCUUAUCGAUUUGCUUCGAAAAAUUUACUUGAAGUGUUACUUAAAGAGAAUGAUUUAAUGGGUCAUUUGAUGUCGGUCAAACGUUAUUUGCUAUUGCAACAAGGUGACUUUAUCACCGAAUUUAUGGAUGCUUGCGAGGAGGAGUUGGCCAAGAAUGUCGAUAAGGUGUUGCCCAUGAAAUUGGAGAAUUUAUUAGGUCUUACUUUGCGUCUCUCAUCAGCUAAGCAUGACCCCUAUAAAGAUGAUGUUCAUUGUGAACUUUUGACCUAUGAUUUGGUGACACAAAUGUCGAAAAUCAUGAACAAUGAGGAAGAAUAUUGGUUAAGUCAUGACCGUUUAGAUCUUAACGGGUUGGAGUGUUUCGCAUUUCGAUAUGAGGUUAAGUGGCCGGUGUCGUUAGUCCUAAAUCAUAUAGCGAUUUCUAAAUAUCAAAUGUUAUUUCGUCAACUUUUCUAUUGCAAACAUGUAGAGAGACAGUUAUGCAAAAUUUGGAAAGAGAAUUCUAUAGCGAAAAAGUUUUCGCCGCAAGCCGCUGAACUUUAUCGAUCGGCUUUUACUUUACGGCAACGAAUGAUGAACGCUGUACAAAAUCUUGAAUACUAUAUGAUGGUAGAAGUUAUCGAACCAAACUGGCAUUUAUUUAUACAAAAUAUGAAUAAAGUUGAAAAUGUCGAUGAAGUAUUAUCGUUCCAUCAAGAUUUCCUGGAUUCGUGUUUGAAAAAUUGCAUGCUAACUGAUACUACAACCCUGAAUCGUUCCAUCUUUAAAAUGUCCAACAUAUGCCUGAAAUUUUGUGAAUUUAUUCAAAAGUCGCAACGAUUAUUUCUUGAUGCUGAGCUCACUUCAAUGGUUUGCGAUAGUAAUGAUGAGGAUAAUUCAGAUUCAGAACUUGAUUUUUCAAAUCAGAAGCAGUCGGAGACAUCAUUAGCGCCUACGGACACCUUCUCGGAACGCGUAAAACGUUUCGAUCUUGAAUUCACCGCGCUUCUCAUUGGCUUACUGAAACAGAUAAAUGAUGUAGCUUCGGAUAAUCCAUCAGAUCGUUUCAUUAAUCUGGUGCAUCGGAUUAAUUUCAAUUCAUUCUAUAAUGAACAAAUGGAUAAGUUAUGUGCAAAAGAUGCCUUAAUGACACAUCGUUGAGAAUAUUCGUUUCAUUUAAUACCGCCGAAAUCAAAACAGUUUAUGCUAAUUUACAAAAAAAUAAUUUCCUUUUGUACGUAUUGUUUUUCCAUUUUUACUUGUUCUCU